AUGUUUCUUGCCGGCUACAACAUGCUCACAACGAAUGAUACGUCAGACCAGCCCGGCACUCCACGCACCUCUCGUAAGACUGUCAGGACUCCAGCCUCUACCACAACAGACACAUUUGCCAUCAACGUCUACAAAGAUGCAUCUGUAGCUCCUGAGAAUACGCCCUGUACUGUACCCGGUGUACAAGAGAUAGCGCGCGUACUCGAUGAACGCAGGGGAACUUUCGAAUAUACAUCACGUGCUGAGCCACAAGGAGGACCCCGAACCCACGCACCGCCACCAAACGAGACGCUACAACCUGUGGAACACGCCUCGUUGUAUGGAUUGUACAUGCCAUAUGACAUCAAUGAUUGUUAUCUCGUUGCCAUGCCUCGCAAUGGCGGGCAAACUUUGGUUUCUCCACUCGUAGCGAAUCACAGCGGACAAGACGUCGAAUAUGGACUUCUGUUACCAAGGCUGCACCAACAGGCGCAAUCUACAUCUUCGGCCAAUUUGGGCAGCUGCAAUUCUUGCGGUCUGGCUUUCACAAGCUGGGAACAUCUGCGGUCGCAUUUCCAGACUUCAGAUUGUAGCAUUUUAGCUUCACGCCCACCGCCAGGGGAAUCUGCCGACCCACCACAGUCUGUCAACAGACAAAUUGUACCAGAUGAGAGGUCGACCGUGAACACAUACAUCCCCGAGCCACAACGCAGUAUGCAAUCAAACGCGCACGUCCUUGCCUCGCGCCCCAAAGAAAAAUGGUCAACUAUCCCUGCCCCUCAACAAAUCGCAGCACUGGAUGCCCUCAUCUCACAUUGCCACACCUACGCCACUCUAUCCCAUAACAAAUACACAUCAGGACCGGGUUACGCCAACACCCCAGGAGCCCAGGUCCCGCUAUCCCUCAUCCCGCUGCCGAGUCCCGCGCACAACCCCCAAGCACCGAGACGCGGCGCGGUAGCACUGGACUGUGAGAUGGUGGGAGUAGGCGUGGGCGUGGGCAAAAGCCUAUGCGAAGUAGCACGUAUUUCAGCGAUUGACUGUCUGAGCGGGGAAAUUCUCAUCGACACGCUGGUGCAGCCAACGCAGCCAGUGACAGAUUGGCGUACAAAGUACAGCGGUAUCACGAUGAAAGCCAUGGUUGCUGGUGUGGCGGAGAACCGCGUGCUGAAGGGCUGGCCGGAAGCGCGCGCCGAGCUGUGGAAGUACGUUGAUUCGCACACUGUUCUUGUCGGUCAGGCACUGAAUCACGAUCUCGAGGCGCUGCGGAUGCAGCACUGGCGUGUUGUGGACGCGGGUAUCCUGGCAAAAGACGCCGUGGGCGCGGGUGUUCCGCGGCGAUGGGGGCUGAAAACGCUGUGUACAGAGUUCCUGGGCAUCGAUAUCCAGAAUCAUGGGAAUCGGGGACAUGAUUCGGUGGAAGAUGCUUUUGCGGCGCGGGAAGUUGUGCUAUGGUGCAUUGCGCACGGGGAUGAAUUGGCGCGAUGGGGACGCAGGCAGAGAGAAGAAUGUAUUGGGAAGAUGCGGAUGCUUGAGGCUAAGAGGAGGAGCUCGGCGCCUGCGCCAGCGCCUGCCAGAGUCACAUAUUCCUCUGAAAGAUGGAGAUGGGAGUGGCCAUCCGGACACUAG
This is a messenger RNA of Dothidotthia symphoricarpi CBS 119687, 1608 nucleotides long. RefSeq lists its product as uncharacterized. The record is from RefSeq and is a predicted model, not a curated record. Gene Ontology annotation, cellular component: nucleus. Gene Ontology annotation, molecular function: nucleic acid binding; exonuclease activity. Lineage: Eukaryota; Fungi; Ascomycota; Dothideomycetes; Pleosporales; Dothidotthiaceae. Bases 1 to 1608 code for a protein of 535 amino acids. Gene Ontology annotation, biological process: rRNA processing; ribosomal large subunit assembly. The transcript has a single exon.